AUGAAAAAAAUCGAGCACAAAAGAGCUUACUCAGACAUCCCAAUUAAAGACAUCUUGUUUCAAUCACUCCCUUGCAAAAAACCAGCGAAAAUAUCUGAUUUAAUUCAACAAAAAAAAUCUAAUUUCAACCGUAAAUUACAGUAUAUCCCGAAAAACUCAUUUAAGCAUCUUCCCGCAUUGCCAAAUCAGCAUAUUCGAUCAGUAUCAUUAGGUGCUUUAAAACUUCAGCCUUAUUUAAUUAAUCUCGAAGGUAAAGAAGUUAUAAAAGCUCCAAAAAUCUUUUCUAACCAAAUUUUUACAGACUGCUAUACCCUUUUCCCUUAAAUUUUUCUAUUUAUUUUAUUUUUUAAUUUUUAAUAAGGCAUAAGUUUGGCUUACCAGAAUAAUGAGAAAUUUAACCUGAAAAAUUAUAUGAUAAAGAAGGACAUCAUGAUAGAAUAAUCGAUAAUAGUGGACUUAUUGAGGUAUAUGAGGUAAAAUUUCCAAGCAAAAAUUUUCCGAAUUGGAAAAAUCGAGAAAAAGAUUUUUGCAAAUAUCAAGAUGUGAAACCACCAGAAAACAGUGCUUGCAGUAAUACUGAGUCUACAAAAAAUGUUAUCCAAAGGCCAAAUAUGAAUUCUGAUGAGGAAUCAUCCAGAUUGGCAUCUGAAAAAUCAACGAAUAUUUAUGAUCUAAUUCGACCUUUAAGCUUGGAAAGAAAAAGAACCCAGAAACGAUUUUUCUAA
This is a messenger RNA of Blepharisma stoltei, 725 nucleotides long. The record is from the annotation of a GenBank genome assembly. NCBI's taxonomy places the organism in Eukaryota, Ciliophora, Heterotrichea, Heterotrichida, Blepharismidae.